CGAGGCCUGAACAAAAAGUCUUGGCAUCUUUUGGCACCGUCUGGCAAGAUCUGGCACAAAGGCACACUACAAAAAAAUUACAAAUAACAUAAUCCAGAAGUGCCGAGAUAAUACCCAGAACCUCCAUAAUUUCGUGUUUUUUUUACAUUUUAUUUUCGAGUUCUUAUAGAUCAGUGGAUUUAGGCUGCUGAGUCUUUUUCUAUAUUUUGUUUUGGGUGAUAGAGUAAUGAUAACUUUGGGUAAUUUCUCUCCCACACAGACACACACACACCAUUUACUUACCUCAGUCAUUCAUGCUUGAAUAAUGUAUCAUUUCCCUGUUAAAAAAAAAAAAAAAAAGAACCACGUAGUAUUAACUCCGGGUGAUAACAAGCACGAUAAAGUUUAUAUAAGGGUGCGGCCGUGAUCGAGGCAGGACUGAGCCGGAGUCUGUUUGGCAAUUGACGUCCAGCGAAUCUUCUGAGAAGCUAAAAGGGCGAGAUGAGUCUUCUAAGGUUUACGUUUGCUGUUGAAGAAAGAUGUACAGGUUAUGGUCAAGAAAGAUGUACAGGUUAUGGUGAGGAAAGAUGUACAGGUUAUGGUGAGGAAAGAUGUACAGGUUAUGGUCAAGAAAGAUGUACAGGUUAUGGCGAGGAAAGAUGUACAGGUUAUGGUGAGGAAAGAUGUACAGGUUAUGGUCAAGAAAGAUGUACAGGUUAUGGUGAGGAAAGAUGUACAGGUUAUGGUGAGGAAAGAUGUACAGGUUAUGGUCAAGAAAGAUGUACAGGUUAUGGUGAGGAAAGAUGUACAGGUUAUGGUCAAGAAAGAUGUACAGGUUAUGGUGAGGAAAGAUGUACAGGUUAUGGUCAAGAAAGAUGUACAGGUUAUGGUGAGGAAAGAUGUACAGGUUAUGGUCAAGAAAUAUGUACAGGUUAUGGUGAGGAAAGAUGUACAGGUUAUGGUGAGGAAAGAUGUACAGGUUUUGGUCAAUAAAGAUGUACAGGUUAUGGUGAGGAAAGAUGUACAGGUUGUGGUAUAGAAAGAUGUACAGGUUAUGGUGAAAAAAGAUGUACAGGUUAUGGUGAAGAAAGUCAUGGUCAAUCUGUGGGCGACGACCAGUAGUCUAAGGGGAGAGCUAUAGCCACAAAGACACGGAAGUCUUGCAGACCAGACGGAAUGUUGGGAACCUGGCACAGAGGCUUGGCUUGUUUGGGAUCGUGCAUCCGUUCGGGCCCCGUGUCAAAGGCUGAAGCGGAUGACGGGCUCCUUGAAUAUUAUUGUGUUACUA
Penaeus chinensis is the source of this 1267-nucleotide messenger RNA. RefSeq lists its product as uncharacterized. The transcript is spliced from 2 exons. Lineage: Eukaryota; Metazoa; Arthropoda; Malacostraca; Decapoda; Penaeidae. Bases 530 to 1018 code for a protein of 162 amino acids. The record is from RefSeq and is a predicted model, not a curated record.